This is a messenger RNA of Alternaria ethzedia, 1518 nucleotides long. RefSeq lists its product as uncharacterized. Gene Ontology annotation, biological process: pectin catabolic process. The coding region runs from base 1 to 1518 and encodes 505 amino acids. The transcript is spliced from 3 exons. The record is from RefSeq and is a predicted model, not a curated record. NCBI's taxonomy places the organism in Eukaryota, Fungi, Ascomycota, Dothideomycetes, Pleosporales, Pleosporaceae. Gene Ontology annotation, cellular component: extracellular region. Gene Ontology annotation, molecular function: polygalacturonase activity.
AUGUUACCACACACCCUCCUAUACACCCUCUUCAUCGCAACAUCAUCAGCAGCAUUCAUCCCCCCACCACGCAUCCCCACGCCCCCAAAACCCCAAAUCAUCGAACCCAUCGCACCCGCACCAGCAGCACCCAACCCAUACAGGCCAGCCGACCGACCAGACCCUGAAGCGACACCAGGCUUUGACGCACCUGAAAUGACCGGAGGCUUUCAAGCACCUAAGCCGACUGGAAGCUUUGAAGUGCCUGAUGUGCCCCUACCUGACGAUCAAGAUGAGACUGCGUCGAAAGUCGCGUCUAGGCCAUAUGGAAAUCCAGCGAAGACUUUGUCGCCCGCACAGGUGGCGGCUUCUUUUGCUGCUUCGAAGUCAACUGCGACCCAUUCAACUGCGACUCCUACAACAGGGAUGACGGUGCCGGCUACGACUGGUGGUGCGGCGAGGAUCGAGGAUGUGGGGUUGGGUAUGACUCUGGUCGGCUUCUACGCCGCUAUCCCGGCUGCAGUCGCAGCUUGCACUUGCAUAACCCUCGAUGGCAUCACCGUUCCUGGAAACUCGAGUAUCGAUCUUACGAAGCUGAAGACUGGAACCAAGGUUACGUUCAAAGGAAGGACCUUCUGGGAGUACGCCGAUGCAAACUAUGCCUUCAUCAAGGUGGCAGGUACCAAUGUCGAAAUCACUGCCGAAGAAGACGCAGUACUUGAUGGCAACGGUCAGGCUUGGUGGGAUGGCCUUGGUAGCAACGGAGGCGUUGCUAAGCCGAACCACUUCAUUGAGGUGAAGGUGCUUGGAAAGAGUUCCGUACACGAUAUCUACAUCAAGAACUAUCCGGUCCACUGCUUCAGUAUCAGCAACAGCGCUGGUCUGGAUGUCCACCACAUUACGCUGGACAACAGCGACGGAUAUGCGCCCAACAACCGCUCCAACGGUCUUCCUGCAGCACACAACAGCGAUGGAUUUGGUCUGAGUAGCACCAACAAUACUAAGGUUCGCGACAGUGUCGUUAUCAACCAGGAUGAUUGUGUAGCUGUCACCAGUGGAGACAACAUCCACGUCAGCAACAUGUACUGCAACGGCAGCCACGGUCUCUCCAUCGGAUCUGUGGGUGGAAAGUCAAACAACAACGUAACAAACAUCUCAUUCACAAACUCCGUGGUUCUCAACGCCGAGAACGGAGCCCGCAUCAAGUCGAAUUCCAACACCACCGGUUUCAUCUCCAACAUCCACUACGAGAACAUUCGCGUUGAAAACAUCUCCAUCUACGGAAUCGACAUCCAGCAAGACUACCUAAACGGUGGGCCAACUGGCAACCCCACGAACGGUGUCAUCAUCCAAAACAUCACCAUGAAGAACAUCUUUGGCACCGCAACUGAGGAAGGAAAGAACUACUACAUCCUUUGUGGAGAAGGAAGCUGUAGCGAUAUCAAGAUCGACAACGUUCGUAUCACUGGAGGUGGGGAAGAGAGUUCAUGCAAUUUCAAGACGGAGGGCAACUUUGACUGCGAUGGACACUUUGUAUGA